Messenger RNA from Ceutorhynchus assimilis (cabbage seed weevil), 4371 nucleotides. NCBI's taxonomy places the organism in Eukaryota, Metazoa, Arthropoda, Insecta, Coleoptera, Curculionidae. The record is from the annotation of a GenBank genome assembly.
UUUUCAGUCAUAUAAGAAAAAACAUGAUUAUAAAUAAUACGGACAUAAAGUCAGCUUCCUUCUUUAAGAUGAGUAACAAUGCCCAAAGAAGUAUUGGUAAACUGUGGCCAUGUGGUACCGCCGCGGGGGCUCCGACUUUUGCAGCACUCGGGGUUCACGGUCGGAAAGGAGGUAGACGUAGGUAUACCAAAACCGAACGACCAACAACGAUAAGAGUCAAUUUCCUAGGCAGGCCAACGCGUCGUUCAACUUUACUGGUUCGGCUUUUACCUUUUGCCACUACUCGCAGACGACGCUUUUUUGUAGUAGUUUUUAGUGUUUGCUGCUGGAAACGGUCCUCGUCGGUGACGGUGUUACAUUACGGAAAGUUUUCGUGGAUUUUAUACAAUUUAUUAUAAAAGUUAGUUGCAGGUCAUGAGUUCGAAAAAUGUCAUCCUCAAAUCCCAUUGACACCGACCUGAUCGACUUCCACAUUGAGGGACCAUCAUCAUCGCCUGAAGACUCUGAAGUGCUUCCAACUAAUUUUGAUAAUGACAACCUUAUUGAUACGGAACUUCCUCUAUUUGAGCAAAAAUUACAACUAACCCAAUCUACAAUUAACAAUAAUCCUAGAAGAAACAGUGUAGAUGUAGAAGAUAUUUUAAUUAACUUAGACUCUGACGAGUUUGAUAAAGAUAGUUUAGAUGGAGAUUUUUUGGAUGUCUGUCCGCAAGGAGCUAAUAAUAACGAAACCACAUUGCCAAUUGAUAAUUUUGAGGCCUUAUUAGUACUGAAAAAUUUGGACGAUCUUCUUAAUGCCACCUUAGAAGAUUCAACAAAUAAUAGCAAUGACAAGUUGGACGAAGAUGAAGACACACAACAAAUUAUUGAAGAAUGCUUAGAAGACUUAGACAAUUAUUUACAAGCUAUAGAUCCGACAACAUCUUAUGAUAGUGAAUCUUUAUCGGAUGAAUCACGUUCGAGUCCUAGUGAGGACUUGUCAUCAGAACACCAAGAGGUUGAGUUUAAUGAAGAAUUAGCUCGAAUUAAAUUAAGACAAAUCGAAGAAAACUACAGGAAAUUCGUCGCUUCAGGGAUAGUUAAUCGCGGCUAUAUCGAUACCGAAAACAAUGACAGGCUUGCUUUAAACAGGAAACAACCGCUUAGAGCUACCAGUACCGUAACCAAUGGUACUCGUACUCGACCCAGAUUGAUUAGGAGGAAGUCUUUAAACGAAACCUAUAUCGCACCAACCACCCUAAUAGAAAACAGGACUUCCUGUGCAGAUGCCCAUAAUGACGUUAUUGAACGCGAACGUCAUGCCCAUGCUUCCACAGAUUGUUGUACUGGAACGGUCAUUGUCGAACCACUUCGCAAAGAGUCGGUCAGUACUUCUUCGGUAUUGGUGGUUGACGAAACGCGAACUAGUCCGCGGGCGCGAAGAAGCUCCAUGCGACGUUUGCAGCAUCUAGAACUACCACCAAGUAAUGUAUUACCAGAGGAUGAUAAUAGACCGUUGAGCGCACCUUCAAGAUUAACAACUCCAAAUGUGGAUGAAGCUACGAGAUCCAGAGCAAGGAAUUUGACUCAGCCCAGCAACGCUGCUGGUAGGACGAGAAGUAGUUCUGCCUCGUCGCAAUCUAGAAGGCGGUCGUUUAGUAGUACUAGCACGUCUAGUGUUGAUAGUACUUUGAGUCGUCCUAUGGAAGCUGCUGCGUCUACUGCAACGAAUACUGUGGAGGAAAGUGCUGCGGUACCAAAUGGCAACACUAAUAGCAGUCGAAGGCGAUCAUGUGACCAACCAGUCAACGCAAUGCCAGAGGCCGAAAGUCCAUUGGGCAAAUGGCCCCACAGUCUGAGCUCGAUGAUGGCCUGUUUGGGCUGCACUUUAGGACUCUUCAACAUAUCCCGUUUCGCCAUUUUGACAAUCCAUUUCGGAGCGAACUUCAUUUUCCAAUUUAUGCUACUCUCCUUCGUUUUCGGACUGCCCCUGUUUACUUUACAGCUUUGUUUGGGCCAGCAAUUGGGCACCGGAGUGAUUGAUAUGUGGAAAAUAUCGCCGUUGUUUCAAGGAGUUGGAGUGUCUUUACUGAUUACACAAGCUUUGACUGGGCUUUAUAGUAUUAUUGGUGUUUCAUGGAUGUUUGUUUAUUUUCGAGAUUCGUUUAUCACUGCCGUUGAUGAGUAUAGAUGGGCUGAACCAUUUCCUUAUUAUAGAAAAGGCAUACAACCUCCAAUUAAUGGCAGCUAUAAACUAACAGAGACUGUACCAGAUUAUUUCAAUGGAAUAGUAUUGCAAAGGUACCAUUUACCAAGCGGUACAGCCUAUGGAACUAUUAAAUUUCAAUCGGCCUUCAAUUUGGCUGUAGUCUGGAUGAUUGUGUUUGUUUCGCUUAGUAAAGGCCUUAGAUCAUAUGGAAAGGUAAUUUAUGUCUUCACCUUGCUGCCAGUAUUCGGUACGUUCGUUUUGUGCGCAAAAAUUUUGGGACUGAUGCCGCCCGAGUUUGUAAAUAUAAUUUUUCCAGAGACUUCUUGGGGAGAAUUCUUUUUAAACUCAAGGAGUUGGCUGGCUGCUGCACAAGAAACUUUUCUCACCUGGGGUCUCCUGGGUGCAGCCAUAAUGCAAAUUGCCUCGCACAACAAGCACAAACACUUACUGCAAAGGGAUUCUACCUUGGUAGCUGUAAUGACAAUUUCUGUAUUGCUUUUGGUUGCCUUUUUAGCCAAUACCUGCGUCCAGAUACUCAAAUCUUAUGGCUACAGUUACUAUCCUAGCUCAUUUGAACGAAUCUCUUCUUAUGGUUUCAUGCGUCACAUAAAAGACCCUUUACCACAAACACUUUUAAACACUCCCAUAAGGUAUAUGAGGCAUAACUCCUUUAUUUUGGGAGAGAGAGUAAUGAGGCCUGGAGGAGAUAACGCCUAUGAGAGUGGAUAUCAGGUGCUUCGUUUGGCAACCGAGUUGCUUCCUGCAACUUUUGCAGUGAUUGGAGCCAAUCAGGUUUCACCAUUUUGGGCGGUUCUCUCCUAUUUCAUUUUUAUUAUGUUCGGUAUAGCUCAGCAACUGGCCAUAUGGCAUUGCGUCAUCACCGGAAUAAUGGCCAUUAAUGCUAAAGUGUUGAAAAAAUGGGAGUCAACUAUUACAUUUUUUAGCUGCGCUUGUGGUUUUAUUUUGGGUCUUCCUAUGGCUACUGAGUUGGGAAUUUAUGUGGUAUAUUUUAUGGACUACACGCUGGGCAGCAUCUGGUGGUUGGCAAUAGUGAUAAUCUUGCAAAUAAUGGCCGUGUUUUUGGUCCGCGGCAGGCCUUACAGUGGUGAUACUAUUGUAACUGCUCUUUUUACAGCCAACAGUCAUAGUUGUCUUAUCAGUUGGGCACCACCUCUGUUGUCGUUUACUUGGAACGUCAUCCUACCUGUAGUACUAAUGGUUCUCUGCAUUGCGACAUUUAAAAAUGGCAACUUCAGAGAUAUGUUUAUUUGGCACCAUGCCCCAUUCUCGGAUUACUGGCCCCUGUGGACCAGACAGUUGGGUUCGAUGAUGCAACUUUUGCCAGUUUUAUGUAUACCCUUUGUGGCUGUCAUCCAAAGUUACAGAUAUUUGAAUAACGGACCUGCAGAUAUAUUAGAGCGAAUCCAGUUGCUCUACCGCCCUCCAAUAGGCGAACACAUGGAAGACCCACCAACCGUAGACACAAAUAACCCUCCAAACAAUUUACCCACAACAAACAUCCCUCCAGAAGAUCCUCCUCCCAAAUAUACCCCUCCACCAAGUUACACUACAGCGACUGGAGCUCGCUUAGCUAAAUUUCUGAGGCAAAGCAUCAGGCGCAGCAUGCGUAGAAUCGCCAACGUCCUAGGAGAAGGUCCAAGUUCGUCCAGAACAAGGCCCAGUGUCCAACCACCUCCGCCCGAUUACAACGCUGUUUUUGUGGAAAUGACUGGCGGCAACGACACUACUUUGGAACGUCUAAGGAAUUUGCAAACAUCUCCGAACGCUUUAACAGCUGCGGAAGUGGCUUCAAUACUCAGAAGUAGCUUCAGAAGAAGUCGGAUUCGAUCGCCCACCAGGAGUACUGCUGAACAAUUUGUGGCGUCGCUCAGUGCUGAGCAUUUGGUAGACGCUGAAGCUCCAAUUGGCGAAACUUCGUUGGUUAUGGAGCUGAAUGAGAAGACGUCGAAUGGCGUUCCGUCUGUGAUAUGACACUGUUUAUUGUAAAUUAAUCAUAAUUAAAAAUAUGUGUUCUUUACUGUGUAAAGAUUAUUAGGUAAUAAUAAUUAUUGUUUUUUUUUUAGCCAGUGUAUUAUUUUUAUGCAAUAUCAAUAAUUAAAUAUUUUUGUAUUUUUAGUUGUUUGUAAUUAAUUACCAAUAAAUAAUUGAUAAUUUAAAUCGAG